AUGGCUGUAACCAAAAGUCUCGAGUUCGCUAAAGCUGUUGCCGAUGCCAUUCGUACAAGUUUGGGACCUAAAGGAAUGGACAAAAUGAUCCAGGAUGAGAAAGGUGACGUCACAAUCACCAAUGAUGGAGCAACUAUUCUUAAACAGAUGCAGGUUCUUCACCCUUCAGCUAAAAUGUUGGUAGAGCUGUCAAAGGCCCAGGACAUUGAAGCCGGUGAUGGUACGACUUCAGUGGUGGUGAUCGCUGGAGCUCUGCUGGACGCCUGCUCCAAACUGCUGCAGAAAGGAAUCCACCCGACCAUCAUCUCGGAGUCGUUCCAAAAGGCUGUGGACAAAGGCGUGGAGGUUCUGAACGGCAUGAGUCGCCCUGUGGAACUGAGCGACCGCGAAACGUUACUUAACAGCGCCACCACGUCGCUGUGUUCAAAGGUGGUAUCGCAGUACUCCAGUCUGCUCGCUCCCAUGAGCGUGGACGCUGUCAUGAGAGUCAUCGACCCCAAAACGGCCACUGGAGUCGACCUGCAGGACAUCAAGAUCGUCAGGAAGCUCGGUGGGACCAUUGACGACUGUGAGAUGGUGGAGGGUUUGGUGCUGACCCAGAGAGUGUCCAACACCGGAGUGACCCGAGUGGAAAAGGCAAAGAUCGGCCUCAUUCAGUUCUGCCUUUCUCCUCCAAAAACAGACAUGGACAACCAGAUCGUGGUGUCUGAUUACGCGCAGAUGGACCGAGUGCUGCGGGAGGAGAGGGCCUACAUCCUGAACCUCAUCAAACAGAUCAAGAAAGCCGGAUGCAACGUCCUCCUCAUCCAGAAGUCCAUCCUCAGAGACGCCCUGAGUGACCUCGCGCUGCACUUCCUCAACAAGAUGAAGAUCAUGGUGGUGAAGGAGAUCGAGAGGGAGGAAAUCGAGUUCAUCUGCAAGACGAUCGGCACCAAACCCGUCGCUCACAUCGACCACUUCACCGCAGAGAUGCUGGGAGCGGCUGAACUGGUGGAAGAGGUGAAUCUGGAUGGAUCUGGGAAACUCGUCAAGAUCACCGGCUGCACAAACCCGGGAAAAACCGUGAGCAUCGUGGUCCGGGGGUCCAACAAACUGGUGCUCGAGGAGGCGGAGCGCUCCAUCCACGACGCCCUGUGUGUGAUCCGCUGCCUGGUCAAGAAGAGGGCGCUGAUUGCCGGCGGUGGAGCUCCUGAGAUCGAGCUGGCGGUGCGACUGGCUGAAUACUCCCGCACCAUGGGGGGUAUGGAGGCCUACUGCGUCCGGGCCUACGCUGACGCCCUGGAGGUCAUCCCGUCCACUCUGGCCGAAAACGCCGGGCUCAACCCCAUCGCCACGGUGACGGAGCUGCGCAACCGACACGCCCAGGGAGACAAGAUGGCGGGGAUCAACGUCCGCAAGGGAGGAAUCUCUAACAUCAUGGAGGAGCUCGUGGUUCAGCCUCUGCUCGUUUCCAUCUGCGCUCUGACUCUGGCCACAGAAACCGUCCGCAGUAUCCUCAAGAUCGAUGACGUGGUGAACGCUCGAUAA
Knipowitschia caucasica is the source of this 1527-nucleotide messenger RNA. Lineage: Eukaryota; Metazoa; Chordata; Actinopteri; Gobiiformes; Gobiidae. The record is from the annotation of a GenBank genome assembly.